GCCGUCUCUCUCGGAAGUUAUCAAUUCAAAGACCUUAGCGGAGAUACCGGGAUGUGUACGGAUGUCAAUGGGAAAGAAAAAGGUGACUUGUUCUCUAACUUCAGCAGCCUCCUGCGUUCAGCAAGUUGAGAGGUUGAUGAAACUUUUUUUUGAAUGAGAGUCCCGCCGCUGGCUGCCACAUCUGGAUUCGGGAUUCUCGGAGCUGUCAAGUCCAGAGCCAACGUUUAUCCGGACCUGAACUCACCCUGCUCUUCUGUUUUGUACUUCCCGAACUUCGAGGCGGAGUAUUGGACUUUUAUCUUUAAUAUACUUUCUUCAAACAGUGUUUUUUUUUAUGAUUUUGAGGCACGAAAUGGAAAAGUCAUUCCUCAGAGUAGCGUGCGUCUUUGUGGUUAUCUGUCUCAUGGAUGAAAGGGUAGACUCCAACGAGAUCCUGGGCCUGAAGCUCCCCAACAUCGACCCAAUCCUGAACGCCAACACAGUGUGUCUCACUCUGCCGGGUUUGACGCGGCGCCAGCUGGAGGUGUGCAUGCGGAACCCGGACGUGACGGCUUCAGCAAUCCAGGGAAUCCAGAUUGCCAUCCAUGAGUGCCAGCACCAGUUCAGAGGGCACCGCUGGAACUGCUCCAGCCUGGAGACGAGGAACAAAAUACCUUACGACAGCAUAGUCUUCAAAAGAGGUUUCAGAGAGAGUGCCUUCGCGUAUGCCAUAGCAGCAGCAGGCGUGGUACAUGCGGUGGCCAACGCCUGCUCCAUGGGUAAACUGAAGGCGUGCAGCUGUGAUGAGAAACGGCGAGGGGACGAGGAGGCCUUCCGCAUCAAACUGCACCGUUUGCAACUGGAGGCCAUCCACAGGGGGAAGGGGAUGGUACAUGGUGUCAUGGAGCACUUCCCUGCUGAUCUGCCUGGACCGCAGGACUCCUGGGAGUGGGGCGGCUGCAGCCCCGACGUGGAAUUCGGAGAGAAGUUCUCGAGGGACUUCUUGGAUGCUCGUGAAACCUACAAGGACAUCCACGCCCGUAUGAGGCUGCAUAAUAACAGAGUUGGGAGACAGGUGGUACUCGACCACAUGAGAAGGAAAUGCAAGUGCCACGGGACAUCCGGGAGCUGCCAGCUGAAGACCUGCUGGCAGGUCACCCCAGAGUUCCGGGUGGUGGGCUCAAUCCUCAAAGAGCGGUUCCACAUCGCCACGCUUAUCAAGGCCCACAACCGAAACACCGGGCAGCUCGACCACUCCCACCACAACAACCACCACAACCAUCACAACCACCACAACCACCACCACCACCAUCACCAUCAUCAGAACAACCACCACAAUCACCACCAUCACUCACACCGACGGCGGCCGAGCAUCAAUGAACUGGUCUACUUUGAAAAGUCACCAGAUUUCUGCGAGCGGGACCUGGGGUCGGAUUCGGCAGGCACACAGGGCCGGAUCUGCAACAAGACCAGCCCUGGCAUGGACAACUGUGAGAGCCUGUGCUGCGGGAGAGGCCACAACAUCCUGCAGCAGACACGGAGUGAACGCUGCAACUGCAAGUUUCACUGGUGCUGCUAUGUGGUGUGUGAAGAGUGCCGAAUAACAGAGUGGGUCAGUGUCUGUAAAUGAAGAAACACACACUAAGAGACUAAACACAAUACAGAGAACAAAGAGAAAGACAUUUUAAAAUAAAGACUUCUAAUUUGAAAGGGGAAUAUGACUGUAAUACAUGUGCCCCAUACCUUUUUGCAGUGGACUGCUGUUUUUCCAGGAGUGUGAAGCAGUUGAGCCAGCAGAAAGAUAGAAGGUUAUGGCUGAAUGCAUGUGCACAAGCGGCAUAUGUCGAAAGCUGCCAUAAGUGAUAGAGCAUGGAUGUUUACUGCCUUCCUAUUGGAAAAAGGAACAAAGUUCUAUCAGAUAAAUGUCUGAAAGCUCCUUGUCGGACAUUUGGGCUCUGAACUUCACAAGUUAUUGUUGCUUCAUUAGCAUAUGCAGCAUGAUAUAUUGCUGCAUGUCAUUCAGGUGAGCAAGGAGGAACUCGAGAGUGAGGAUGAGAUUGCAUGCAGAGAGAAAUAAUAUUGCUUCAUAGCAAUAGUAAUAUAUAAGUUGAAAAGACUGAUGCCUCUCAUGAAACUUUAAAAAAUGAGGAAAACA
Molecule: messenger RNA, 2134 nt
Organism: Notolabrus celidotus (New Zealand spotty)
Lineage: Eukaryota; Metazoa; Chordata; Actinopteri; Labriformes; Labridae
Gene: wnt10a
Product: wingless-type MMTV integration site family, member 10a
Exons: 4
Coding region: 335-1609 (424 amino acids)
Biological process (GO): canonical Wnt signaling pathway; neuron differentiation; multicellular organism development
Cellular component (GO): extracellular region
Molecular function (GO): cytokine activity; frizzled binding
Source: RefSeq, a predicted model, not a curated record